AUGGAUGAUGAUAAAGAUUCAUUUAUUGUAUUCAUUGAAAGCGAAUCAUUUGAUAAAACUCAAAAACUCAAACAUGAUUUUUAUCCAGAAUCAUCUGAAGGAUAUUCAUUUCUUGAAUUGUGUUGCUAUCACGGAGCGGUUGAUUGUUUUAAGUUAUUAAGAACAAAAUUCAACUCAGAAAUUACUCCACAAUGUCUUCAAUUUUCAUUCUUAAGUGGGAAACCAGACAUUUUGAACGAAUGUUUGAAAUUCCAAGAACCCGAUCAAGAAUGCAUGAGAUAUGCAAUUAUUUCAUUCAAUGUUGAUUUUAUAACAUUUUUGAAUAGAGAGUAUGAAUUAGAAAUCGAUUUGGAUACUUGUAGGCUCUGGAAGAAUUACCAAGCUUUCUUUAUUUAUCUUGAUGUUUCAAAUGACAUUGAAAACUGCUUUCCUUAUACUCCCUGUUUCGGUACUUCUAUUUUCGAAUAUUUUAUUUCACAAGGAGUUGAUAUUAAUGCAAAAGAGAAUCAAUUUCAUGCUACAGCCCUUCAUUUCGCAGCCCUUAUUGGUAAUAUAGAAAUAGUUAAAUUUCUUAUUUCUCGUGGAUUAAAUAUUAAUUCAACUGAUAUUAGUGGGGCAUCUAUUCUAAAUUAUGCAGCUUUUUACAGUGACAAAAAAACGAUCGAAUUCCUUAUUGAAAAUGGAGCAGAUAUUAAUGCAAAAAAUAAAAACGGAAUUACCAUUCUUCAAGUGGCAGCUUCAACAAAUAAUUAUGGUGCUGCAAAAAUUCUUAUUUUGCAUAGUAAGAAAAUUAUUUCAAAAAGUAAUUUUGAGGAAACAAUUGCUUUUAUCGAUGAGCGAGAUAAUGAUGGAUAA
Molecule: messenger RNA, 855 nt
Organism: Trichomonas vaginalis G3
Lineage: Eukaryota; Parabasalia; Trichomonadida; Trichomonadidae
Product: proteasome regulatory particle assembly
Exons: 1
Coding region: 1-855 (284 amino acids)
Molecular function (GO): protein binding
Source: RefSeq, a predicted model, not a curated record